CAGAGAAGUAGAAGUCUCUCUUCUCUCUCUCUCUCUCUCUCUCUCUCUCUCUUUCAAUCAAUGGCGUCUUCUGUUCCAAUUUCAAUGGGGUCUUUGGUUUUGGGAGUUUUCAUUGCUUUUGCAAUGGUGGGUUCUGUGAGUUCAUCAAGAUUUGAUGAGCUCUUUCAGCCCAGCUGGGCACUUGACCAUUUUGCCUAUGAAGGAGAGCUUAUGAAGAUGAAACUCGACAACUAUUCUGGAGCUGGGUUUUCAUCAAAGAGCAAAUAUAUGUUUGGGAAAGUCAGUAUUAAGAUCAAGCUAGUAGAGGGUGAUUCUGCUGGAACUGUCACUGCUUUCUAUAUGUCAUCAGAGGGCCCAUAUCACAAUGAAUUUGAUUUUGAGUUCCUGGGCAACACCACAGGGGAACCUUACCUAGUACAGACCAAUGUAUAUGUCAAUGGAGUUGGCAAUAGGGAACAAAGAUUGAACCUCUGGUUUGACCCUACUAAGGAUUUUCAUUCGUACUCACUUCUCUGGAAUCGUCGCCAAGUUGUAUUCUUGGUCGAUGAGACGCCGGUUCGUGUACAUUCGAAUUUGGAGCACAAGGGGAUUCCAUAUCCUAAAGACCAAUCCAUGGGAGUUUACAGCUCGAUAUGGAAUGCUGAUGAUUGGGCCACACAAGGUGGGAGAGUGAAGACUGAUUGGUCACAUGCCCCUUUCAUUGCAAGCUACACGGGAUUCGAGAUCGAUGCUUGUGAGUGUCCUGAGGUAGUGGCAGCUGUCGAUAACAUCAAGCGAUGUAGCGCCGCUGGUGGCGAGAAAGGGUAUUGGUGGGAUGAGCCAACAAUGUCGGAACUGAGCCUCCACCAGAGCCACCAGCUUCAGUGGGUUCGGGCCAAUCACAUGGUUUACGACUAUUGCAAAGAUACCUCGAGAUUCCCGGUCGCUCCGGUCGAAUGCCUGCACCAUCACCACUAGGGAUGUGUUGAUCUUGGAGUGUGUCAAUUCCAUUGUAAAGAUGUGAUAAAGCUUUCAUCAUUUGUCACACCCCGUGUUAAAUAGUUUUGAACGUGCACUAUGAUGUAAUAUAAUGUGGUGAAAUUAAUUUUUUAUUUCCUUCUUUGCGUCCA
Messenger RNA from Olea europaea var. sylvestris, 1109 nucleotides. Its product is annotated as xyloglucan endotransglucosylase/hydrolase protein 9-like. The transcript has 4 exons. NCBI's taxonomy places the organism in Eukaryota, Viridiplantae, Streptophyta, Magnoliopsida, Lamiales, Oleaceae. Gene Ontology annotation, molecular function: xyloglucan:xyloglucosyl transferase activity; hydrolase activity, hydrolyzing O-glycosyl compounds. The record is from RefSeq and is a predicted model, not a curated record. Gene Ontology annotation, biological process: cell wall biogenesis; xyloglucan metabolic process. Bases 61 to 957 code for a protein of 298 amino acids. Gene Ontology annotation, cellular component: apoplast; cell wall.